AUGUCGUCCCUGCGAGCUUUCGGCCGAAUCUCAAAACUGCUGCAGGGUCCGCUGAAAUGUCCUAGUCGGAGCUACUAUGCCGGUACCAUGGAACCGUUUCACCCGUACCCGGAUCGUGAACCCAAUUGGGUUUCAGCCGAGGAGGCCGUCUCUGCUGUUAAAUCCGGUAUGCGUGUUUUUAUGCAUGGUGCUGCUGCAACUCCUGUUACCCUGGUGGAUGCCUUGGCAGAAUAUGGUAAAAAAGCUAACUUGAAAGAUGUUGAGGUAAUUCACAUUCAUACAGAAGGACCAGGCACUUAUGCAAAACCAGAAUAUGCAGGUAUAUUUCGCAGCAAUUCCCUCUUCUUAGGAGCAAACUGUCGGCAGGCUGUUGCUGAUGGACGUGGUGAUGUCACUCCAAUUUUCUUGGGCGAGAUUCCUCACUUAUUUCGAAGAAAAAUCUUGACCCUUGAUGUGGCCAUUGUUUCUGUAUGUCCACCUGACAAUCAUGGCUUCUGUUCACUGGGACCAAGUAUUGAUUGUGCUCGAAGUGCUUUGCAAAAUGCCAAAUACAUUAUUGGUUUGGUUAACAAGCGUCUGCCACGCACAUUUGGGGAUGGCUUAGUGCACAUUUCCCAUUUUGAUGCUUUGGUCGAUGAAAAUCGUGAACUUCCAGAGCAUAAAGAGCAUAUCCUUUCUGCAGAAGAGAAACAGAUUGGUAAACUGAUUGCUGAAAACUUGGUACACGAUGGUGCAACUUUGCAGAUGGGCAUUGGUUCUAUACCUGAUGCUGUGUUAGCACAGCUGGGAAACCACAAAGAUUUAGGCAUCCAUUCAGAAAUGUUCAGUGACGGUGUGGUUGAUUUAGUGAAAACUGGGGCUGUAAAUAACUCCAAGAAGGUACUCCAAACUGGUAAGAUAGUGAGCAGUUUCACUGUGGGCACAAGGAAACUUUAUGAUUUCUUGGAUAAUAAUCCUUUUGUAGUCAUGUGCGAUGUGGCCUGGACAAACAGUCCAGCUAUCAUCUGUCAGAAUCCAAGAGUUACUGCCAUUAAUUCAUGCAUUGAAGUUGAUCUGACUGGACAAGUGUGCUCAGAUUCCAUUGGGACUCGUAUUUACUCUGGAUUUGGUGGUCAAGUUGAUUUCAUCCGAGGUGCAGCUCUUAGCCAUGACGGUCUUGGAAAGCCAAUCAUUGCUUUGGCCUCAUCCACAAAAAAAGGAGUGUCUAAAAUUAUUCCCUAUAUUAAACAAGGUGGUGGUGUUGUAACAACUCGUGCCCAUGUUCACUACGUAGUGACUGAAUGGGGUAUUGCUUAUCUGUUUGGCAAGACGUUGAGACAACGUGCCUAUCAUCUUAUCCAGAUUGCCCAUCCGGACCACAGAGAGGCCUUAGAAAAGGCAGCAUUUGAACGCCUGAAAACCAUGCCUGUUCCUUAG
Acanthosepion pharaonis is the source of this 1416-nucleotide messenger RNA. NCBI's taxonomy places the organism in Eukaryota, Metazoa, Mollusca, Cephalopoda, Sepiida, Sepiidae. The record is from the annotation of a GenBank genome assembly.